Messenger RNA from Fusarium odoratissimum NRRL 54006, 1125 nucleotides. RefSeq lists its product as uncharacterized. The transcript has 3 exons. NCBI's taxonomy places the organism in Eukaryota, Fungi, Ascomycota, Sordariomycetes, Hypocreales, Nectriaceae. Gene Ontology annotation, molecular function: FMN binding; oxidoreductase activity. The coding region runs from base 1 to 1125 and encodes 374 amino acids. The record is from RefSeq and is a predicted model, not a curated record.
AUGGCCGAAAGAUUGGCUGACAAAGACGGCCUUCCAGGUGGCAAACAAUGUCUCGCAACCUACAGUGAAUGGGCGAAAGGAGGUUGGGGCUUGAUCAUCAGUGGUAAUGUUCACAUCGAUCCCGCUCAUCCCGGUGCACCAGGGGACUUCACAGUGAACCGGGAUGUCUCUAGAGAAAAGACUCUCGCGGCUUGGAAGACUUGGGCCAGUGCUUGUUCACUGAACGGAACUAAACCUAUCGUCCAGAUUAACCAUCCAGGACGGCAAGCACCAUUUGUCAAAAGCCUUGCUCCGAGUCCAAUUCCUCUAGAUCUUGGGAAGGGUCUGUUCCCAUGGCUUGUCAGAUCAUUGGUAUAUGGAACUCCCAAGGAGAUGACCCAAACUGACAUAGAUGAUGUGGUGACGAGAUUUGCUGAAGCAGCGAAGCUAUCAGUGGAAGCGGGCUUUGCGGGAGUAGAAAUCCAUGCUGCACAUGGAUACUUGUUGGCGCAGUUCUUGUCCCCACUUUCGAAUGAGCGAACAGAUGACUAUGGAGGCUCCCAACUAGCACGGGCCAAGAUUGUUGUCGACGUCGUCAAAGCUGUCAGAAAAGCUGUACCAGCUGGAGCUUGUGUCGGCAUAAAGGUCAAUUCAACUGACCACACAGAUUUGGGCGACUUCAUCACCCAGUUGAAGGCCAUCGUUUAUGCGGGAGUUGACUUUGUAGAGGUCAGUGGAGGGUCCAUCGAAGAUCCCAUGUUCAGCACUGGCCUGCACACAACAGUUAAGGCAAGUACCAAGGCUCGAGAAGCCUUCUUCAUCGACUUUGCAAACGCCAUCAGAUCUGAGCUUCCAGACGUCCCCAUCAUGUUGACAGGUGGCUUUCGGACCCGGCAAGGUAUGGAGGCUGCCGUGAAGGGAGGCAGUUGUGAUCUGGUCGGUUUAGCUAGGCCAUCGGUCAUAGACCCUGCCCUUCCAAAGAAAGUUCUGGACACCAGUAUACCAGAGUAUGGGGCCUUGGCAUAUGCUAAAAGGAUUGAGGCGUGGAGUUGGGCCAAGUAUACUGGAAUCAAGGCCGUUGGUAUGGGGGCUGAAACGCUUUGGUAUACAAAUCAGAUUGGGCGAUUAGGCGCCGCAAAUAAUUGA